GUGCGAACACUGUGGACAGCGCCAUGCCAACCUUGGGCAAUGUUCAAGUAUUUGGGAAAUAUUAUUCACACCUAAAGAUGCUGAAUAGUUCUGUGUAAACUCCCUUGGAUGAAAUGGAUGACUUAGAGCACAGUGUUAUAAUAGCAGAGCGAGAUUGGGAGAGUUUCUAUGAGGAGAGUGAAGAAUGCUCUAUUCAGCAGGCAUGGCUUGCAAGCCUGGAUGAUUCAGGCCUCAGUGACACUGAUGAUGAAAAAAAUUCCACCCAAGAGCCUGUUUUAGAUCUCCAGAUUGAGCCUGACAAACCAGAUAAAGAGCCUAUUGCUGCAGCACUGACACAGAAUGAAGUUGAUAACUGUAAAGCUGAAAUCCCCUCAGAGGGACCUGGAUGCUCAAGUUAUAUGAAGGACGACAAGAGAUGCGCUGAGAAAGAAACCAGUCUGAAUGAUGUUUUAAGCACAUGUGCAUGCUUGAAUUUAGAUAGCAGUAUAAGUGCUAAUGAUGUCAGUUUCCCUGAUCAGCAAAACGCUGCCUCAGACAUGAAGGAUUUGAGAGAGCAUAAUGAAAGUCGCAGUAAGUCAUGUCAAGCCAUUGGAGGGCCAAUCACAUCCUUCUCAUAUGUUCAGGAUGCCGGGCAUGUUGGCAGCUUAGAAGAAGAAACAGCAUUGAAGGUUUCGGAAAGUUCAGCAACUCCAAAAAAAGAGAAAGAACGGUGGUUUGUCACAGUAAAUGACAGUCCGGUAAUAAUGAGGGCAAAGUCUGGCCAAAAAAAAGGCAGAAAAAAAAAAACAUCUAAGAAGCUAGUUCAGCAGAGCCUAGAAACGGAAAAAGAACGCUCUAUUUCGAAUAAUAAGAAAGAAGAAGGAAAAGAUAGACAAAUAUUACAGAAUGAAUUCAUGCAAGCUUUCCAAACAUAUUCUGAAAGCAUUUCCUUUAAUCUACAUCCUAAUCAUAUUUGGAAAGAUGUUAUUGUAGGCUCAUGCAGUAAUCAAGAGGUAGAUUUACCCCCCACGAAGGAACCUAAAAAGGCAGCUUUAGAAAAUCUCUUUGUUCCAAAAAUGAACUGCACUUCAGAAACAUCAUCAUGUAUUGCUAAAGAGGAAAACACAAGUUUUGCACUGAGGUUUAGAUGCAAAGACAAUUCAAAUGUCCCAGAAACUAAUCCUUCUUCUUCUGUGAUUUCUAAUUCCCCAAUAAAUCACACAGAACACACAACUACACAAUCGCAAACUGAUGCUGAUCACCAAAGCGUAGCCAGCAAACCCAGAAGUCCCACACAAGUCACCACUCUAGAUUACCCAAUGAUCGAUAAUUUAGGCCAUAAAGGUCACAAAGACACCCAAGAUGAUGGUUCCAGAUUUAUUCUGGAAACACUUUUAACACCUACUCCUUUAGAAAAGCUACAAGACCAACAGUAUCCAACACUAAUGCAGGAAGAAUUAAAACUGGACCCUCAGGAAACACAGAAUCAGGCAUCCCAAACUAAAAGUCUAGAAGCAACCGUAGGUCCAAAUUGCCCGAUAUAUGCCCUUUCACCUUUUUGGAAUGAAAUGGAGAAGUUGACAAUAAAUGAUAUUUUGCAUCUUAGAUCAGCUCAUAGCUCAUCUCCUAUGAGUGAAAGUACAAUUACUGAAGAAAGUGAUGACCAUCUUGAAGACAAAGAUCUGUUAACUUCUAAACAUGACAGUGUACAUGAAAAUGACUUGAUGGAUGACUCUGCAGACUCAGACUAUUUUACUCAGGUAGAUGAAGCUAAACACGACCGCUCAAGCUGCGAACUUUCCAAUCUCUCGGAUUUUGAUGAGGAAUUUUUACCAAUAUUUAACAGAAGCAGAAGCCCCAGUCCUGAGCCUCAACAUGUCAAAGAACAGAUGGAAAUUUUGAGGUCUACAUUCAUCCCGGGACAUGAGUUUAAUUUAAACAAUCAGAGUGAAUCUCACGAUAUUCAUCAGAAUGGAAUCACACAUUAUUUGUAUCCAGCCAAUGAGUUAUAUUUUACAUCUAGUCAGGACAUUAAUGGUCAUCCUUCUGAAAUGGAAAGUACCUGGAAAACACCUGUUUUAUUGUUUGACCAUACAGAAGAUACUCAGUCCAUGUUACCUUUGUCUGAGAUUUUGACUAAGGACAUUAAUGGAGCUGGUUUCUCAGACAGACUCAGUAGCACUGCUAACUCAUGUCCAUUCGCACCGAACUUGUCCAUAUGUGAGAUGUAUGAUGAUUUCUUCUCAGAGUUUAAGUUUGGAAAUUUUCUCUUUCCUUCAACCCAAGAUAGGACAGUUCCCAUCUUUUCUGCCUCACACUCAGUGGUGAGAGAUAUGAUCCCUGAGGCGGAGGAACUCGAUUUUGACCCAGAUUUUGAGGAAGAUAAUAUGCCAAUAAGAGACACGACAUGCUUUUGUAGCCAGCCAGAAAUGUAUACUUGUCCCUCAGGAAUAUCAAACUUGUGCUUUGCCAUGAGUCAAAGAGGAAACUGGAGUAGUCUUUACUCUCUGAGAAGAAUCAGAUUUAUAGGAAAGGGGUGCAUCUGGCACCACAAAAUCAGCAGUUGGACUGUCCCAAAAGAAACAAAAAACGCAAUAACAUUUGUCUCGAGAGCUCAACUAUUAGCAUCACAGAUGCAAGCAGGGAACAAAUCCCACCUACAACUGGCUGAGACACGGAAAUCUGCCGUAUUAUUUUCAGAAAAAGAAGACUUUAUCUUUUCCAUAAUGCAAUCGGAUAUCUGCCUGGUUUGUAUAGCCUUUGCUUCCUGGGUAAUGAAGUCCUAUAACUCACAGUCUACAGAUAUGUGGAAAGCAGCUCUCUUGGCAAAUGUAAGUGCAAUCUCAGCCAUCCAGUACAUGCGGAUAUACGGAAAAGGACACUAAAAAUGAUGAUGAUCCAUGAUGUCGUUCCAAAAUGUUAGGGGCCAGUAAAAUUAUUUUUUUUUAUUAUAAAAAAACACAAAAAAAGUGUAAUUUUUUUCACAGAUUUAAACCAAGUACAUUUUAAAUACACACCACCUGUGUCAGCAAGUAGGAUUUAAUGUCAUAUACUUGUACUUUAGUUAAUCAGAAAUUUGCCAUUUUCUAAUAUAUUUUAAUCAGGAUAUAGUGAUCCAUUGUUUUGUACCAUUCAUUUUUUUGUUAAAAAAUGUUGAUUUGGACCAGAAGAGCACUAGCAGAUUUGUAUCAGAAAUAUUUUUGAGAUAUUUUUGAGCAUAAGUAGUGGUGUAUAUACUUGUUGGUAAUACAUUUUUGUU
Molecule: messenger RNA, 3238 nt
Organism: Clarias gariepinus (North African catfish)
Lineage: Eukaryota; Metazoa; Chordata; Actinopteri; Siluriformes; Clariidae
Gene: perm1b
Product: PPARGC1 and ESRR induced regulator, muscle 1
Exons: 4
Coding region: 114-2864 (916 amino acids)
Biological process (GO): regulation of DNA-templated transcription; response to muscle activity
Cellular component (GO): cytoplasm; nucleus
Source: RefSeq, a predicted model, not a curated record